CGCGAAAAAAUAAUUCACAAUGAUUGAAGUUAAAGAAAAAGAAAGAAAAAGAAGGCGAAGAAAAAAAUCCUGUAUUUUAAGGAAUCUACAAGAAAUUUUUCAAGUCACGACAGCGAAAAAAAAGAAGUGAAAAUUUUCUUAUAAGAGAAAAAAUUGCAAUAAGAAAACUGCAAUUAAAACGAGUGAAAAAUUGUGCAAAUUUAGAGAUUUCGUGAAUAGAAAAGCCUCGAAAAUAUAAAAUUUAUGAAAAAUUAGAGAGAAUUAAAGAAAAUUUGUAACAAUUGCUAGAUCUAAUAGUCCUUGGUUGUUAGCAAAAGGUAGGGGCGAGACACCAAUACCGGGCGCUAACAACGCCGCCGCCACCAACGCCAACACCGCCAGCCAUAAUACAGUCGUCGUCCCAAGGCAGCUUUUAAUGAAAAUGAAUAAUUUGGAUCACGUAAAAAAUUUCUAUCCGGACAAUUAUAAAUUGGAUUUAUCGGAAACAAUGAAGGCGGCCUUAUCUAAGGGUGGACCCGGCGCCAGUGGUUCGGGGGCUGGACCUUCCGGUGUGGGUGGCAUGUCUGCGCCCUCUAGUGCCGGUCCGCAUGGUACGGGUGAUAUGGCCGGCACAAGUGCUGCUGGCAUUUCUGGUGCCGGUUAUGUGACUGAAAAACUCUAUAUGCUUUUGCAAUUAUAUUUACAAAAUAAGGGCUGGAAUCCCAGUGCAGAGUUGUUGCAGUGUUUCACCGAUUUGAAAGAUAAUGCCAUGUUGCCCAGUGCAGCUUAUUUGCAAGUCUUGGCCAAUCGCAUGACAUUGGAUACCCAGGGACGUUUGAUUUUGCGUGAAAAUGGCAAAAUCGUCUUGCCCUUUGAACAUUUUGCCAAUGCUGUUAUGCUUAAGCAUAUGUCCGGUCCUCAUGGUCUGCAUUUAAGUGUUGAUGCCACAGUGAGAGCUGUCAUUGAAUCUUAUACUAUAGGCCGUGAAAAUUUUGGCAUGGAAAAGGAGUUUAUUAUAGAAGUGGUACAAUCAUGUCCCAGUCCUGCUUGUCGUUACUAUAAAAAUCAUAUUGGCAUUUCACCUCUACCAUUUAUGGAUCAACAAUUUCCCAGCGUCAAUCCAACUGAUUUUCUGCAGCAUUUGCCUCACUUGCCUCCACCCCCACCUCCUCAUGUGACUGGUAGUCAUGUGGCGGGUGGCUCAGCGGGUGGCAGUACUGUUAGUGGCCCCAGUUCGGCUGGUAGUAGCAGUUCGGCUACUAGUAGUUCUACUGGCGGUGGUGUGGGGGGAGAAGUUGAUUUGUCUUCUAAAUCAUCGCAUUCUUCCCAUCCUAAGGUACCACCUCAACUGCAACAUUUAACUAAACAACAACAGAACAGCAUACAAUCGCAAUUAUCACAAAUAAGCGCUGCGGCUGCUGCCGCCGCUGCUGCAGCUGCUGCCAAACAACAACACCAGCAACAGCAGCAACAACAACAGCAACAACAUCAUCAACAACAGCAACAACAAGCCGCCGUAGCAGCAGCUGCUGCAGCCGCCGCCGCCCAACAACAGCAGCAACAACUAUCGGCUCUCAUACAACAACAACAGAAUCGUGCUUUAGCUCAGCAAAGUCUAGAAAAAUUUAGCACUCUUUCAGCAUUAGAGAAACAACGUGUACUCUCUCAACUGGAUCCCAAACAUUUUGAUCCCACCACUAUGGCCGUUGCUGCGGCUGCAGCUAAUUUACAAAUGCAAGGUCUUAUGCAGUCUCAAGCUGCUGCUGUGGCGGCCGCUGCUGCAGCUGCUGGUCAAAAUUCGGCUGCUCAAUCAGCUGCAGCAGUUUCUGCUGCUGCUAUGGGUCUACCAAAUGCUUCUCCCAAUCCGGGUGUUCCCAUUGUACCGCCACCGCAUCACAACAUUCAUCAUCCUUUGCCACCACCACCCCAAUCGCCUACAGCUCAUAGUGCUAGUGGUUCUAGUAGUGGUAGUGCUGCUGCCAUGGGACGUCAUGAUAGUUCUCCCUCCACAUCUGAACAUUCAGUGCAGCAGAUAGUGCAGAAAAACGUUGAAACCUUGCGUGCCAGUUUGGAAUCUUUGGAAUCGAAUAAAGAUCUAUUGGCUUUGCACAACAUUGCUUGGUCCUCCACCGAUGUGAAUGGCCGCGAGGGUUGGCCUUUAGGUCAGGAGAAAAUCAUACGUAUAUUUGCCGAACUUAUGCGUAAUAUGGCACGUAUGAAAACCUACAUACGUCCAUCAAUGUGCAAACCAUAUGGAAAACAAAGUGAAGCACUACAAAAAACUCUCUUAGACACCAUACAAAUUGUGCAGUCUUUGCGCAAUUCUCUGCCACCACCACAUAUACAAGUAUCAUCUUGGAAAAGUGAAAGUGAGGGUACAUCGAAUUUACAAGGUGGCGGUAAUGGUGCUGUAGGUGGUGUUGUAGGUAUGGGAAAUCCUCCAUCAGGAUCUCCUAUGAUGGGUGUAGGUAAUGGUGCUACAUUAAUGGGUAAUAUGACUCCACAACGUAUGGAAAAUUUAAGCAAUUCAAUAUAAACAUAAAACAGAAAUAAAACGUGUGUGCUUUUUUUGAUCUCUUACUCUUCCUCGAUUAUAUUGUGGGUUAAUGACAAACCUUGAAAACGCUCAAAGUGAAAACAAAAAUU
Messenger RNA from Lucilia cuprina (Australian sheep blowfly), 2625 nucleotides. RefSeq names its product ell-associated factor Eaf. The record is from RefSeq and is a predicted model, not a curated record. NCBI's taxonomy places the organism in Eukaryota, Metazoa, Arthropoda, Insecta, Diptera, Calliphoridae. Bases 416 to 2515 code for a protein of 699 amino acids. The transcript has 6 exons.